This is a messenger RNA of Pocillopora meandrina, 21829 nucleotides long. Lineage: Eukaryota; Metazoa; Cnidaria; Anthozoa; Scleractinia; Pocilloporidae. The record is from the annotation of a GenBank genome assembly.
CAGAGACGUAUCUUAUUCAAAAUUUUAAACUACAAUUUAAUACGAUAAUACGAUGAUAACAAUAAUAUUGCUUUAUUUAUGUAGCGCUAUUUCCUGUAGCUCAAUAGCGCUUUACAAUGAUUACAAUCAAAAAUAAAAAAUCGAAAUUUUACAAUUGCAAUAUUGGAGCCGGGAGGAGAGAUAAAAAACCAUCAAUAACUGGAGGAGAAUUUAACUUUAAAAAAACUGUCGCAUACUUAACUAAUUAUAAGAUUGAUUAAAAAUAUGUGUCUUUAGAAGGAUCUUAAAAUUUGAUAGUGAGCUUCUCUGUUUAAUAUUGUUGGGAAGAGCGUUCCAUAAGCUAGGUGCCGCGAAAGAGAAACACCUAUGGCCAUAACUUACUAUCUUGACAGAUGGUACUUUCAGUAAAUUCUUGAGAGAUGAUCUCAAAUUCCAUAAGGCUCGAGCAGGUCAGUAACUAAGCUAGGUAUUAUCAACUAAGUUGAUAACGAUAAUUGGCCACCGUAAAGAGUUUAAAAGCUGACUUUUCGAGCGUUAGCCCCUCGCAGCCAGGAGUAUGGUGGGGAGCUUGGCCGUUAAGCGCUUUGUAAGUUAAUAGUAAUAUCUUUCGAUUGAUUUGACGGUUAACUGGAAGCCAGUGUAGCUGUUUUAGGACAGGCUCGAUGUGAUCAUCCUUCUUGGUAAGAGUAAUAACGUAGGGCGCAGCAUUCUGCACAUUUUGCAGGCGAUCUAUCAGAAAUUUGGGUAGUCCACACAAUAACGAAUUUGCAUUAUCUAGCUUAGAUGUAAUGAAUGCGUUACUAACUUUUCGGUGUCUGUUAGUGAUAAACAGUCUCUUCUCUUGCUGAUAUUUCUACGGCAGAAGAAGCAGGUCUCACAGGUACUGGUCACAUGUUUAUCUAGAAGUAUGUACUCAUCGACAAUGACUCCAAUAUCUCUCGCAGAAGGGGAUAGCUUGAUCUGUUUACUAGACACAUUGAGUGUACUCUAUUGAUGGGAGUGGACGGUGUCGUGCACUCAAGAUCAGUAGCUUUGUCUUUCUUCUGUUCACUUUUCAACACUUCGAAUCAAAAUCACGCACCGAGUUUACUUUGGCGCGUAUCAGCGAUGCUGAAAAUUAGCCCGAUAAAAAUGAUUCCAAAAACAUCAAUAACAAUCGCCUGUUUUUGUUUGAUGAACAGGAGGCUUCUGCUUUUGAUGGUCAACUCGCCAGCAUAGCGGUCACUUGGCUGAUAUACUUAGUCACCUCUUUUCUUUCAAGAGGUCAAUCCAAGAUUGAUAUUCAUUUGAAAGAAUUAAGUCAAUGACCUCUGUGAACAAACAGCAAAUGCAGCCCUAGUUCUUUUGCUUCAGGGAAUGUAUUGGUAACGGAAAUUCACACCCGUUGUCCAGAGCAAAUGUAACAAAGGUUUAGGUUCUUUUCGUGGAAGCCUAAGCUACUGUUUGCAGGGAUAGCCGUUCGAGAGAAGACUGGUCACAAAUGAAUUGACACUCCGUCAUGGCGAUAUGCAUUAUUGUGUAGCCCCACGUUGAACACUGAAGUGUCAUGGCGCUUUCCUUCAAGGUACCUAAACAUAACUUUUUGAGCUUGUGAUAUAUUCAAACUUGUGGAUUUGGUUCGUGAAAGAAAUAUUCUCAGCUCUAAUUCAGGUGUCUUCAGUUUUCAAAUAUCUUAGGCUCCGUCUAUCGACAAGGUAACGUGGUGUUCAGUGCUGAUGGCGAUUGUGUAGUGAGUCCAGUGGGUAACAGAGCAUCUGUUUUUGACCUUAAAAAGUAAGCUUUAGUAUAACUUUUUAAAAUCGUAAACAUACAAAUAUUUUGUUUCAUCAGUUUUGGCAGUGGUGUAUAAUUAUUCUAAUUACUUGCAGUGCCAAAACACUCUAGUUUUGUGAUUAAAAAAAAACAGUGAAUGGGGCUCUACUUAACAAAUAGAGAAGCCUUGACUGUGCUCUGUCCUGUUGUAAAGCACGCAGGAAGUGGCUAGAGAUGUAGUCGAGUGUUUCUCCCCACCUCUUGAGUAGGGAGAAGAUUGCAUGCACAUAAAGAUUGCUUGGAAUGACAGAGCCAUAAAACUUGGCUUCAGUGGCUGAUGUGGCUUUGUGUUCAAUGCAUUAGAAAGGAAACCAGAGCAAGCUCUUAGUUGUUCACUCAAAGAGUGGCCAAUGUAAUUUCUGAGGCUUGCUUCACUGCAAAGAAUGAAGGUGGUCAUGAUGAGCUAACUGCAAUGCACCUCAGCAUGAUUAAAGUCGCUGUGACACUGGCAUGAUUAGUCUGAGUUUUUAGGUUACUUCCCACCUUAAGAGGCCAAAAAAAUUGAUUUUUCAGUCAUUUGACUAACUGACUUCAAAGAUUCAACCCAAUGUUUCUAUUAAAAAUUUCUGAAAUCUUUAAAAGCACCCAAGGUAUUUAGAAAAACGUAGUUUCAAAUGAAAGUUAAUAAAUUAAGAAGGUGUUAUGAUCUUGGACAUAACAAAUUCCCUGAGGGAAUUUUCAUGGCAACCACUCAUGAUGGGGCUCAUUUUUUAUGGUAUUUUCAUAGUUUGUUUACAUUGCGCCCUUUACAAAAUUCACAUGAGGAAGCUCUUUGCUCAUGGGAAGAAUUCUGCUCAUGGAAAAAUCAAAAGCAGAAGAAAAAAAAAAGAAACGCCCAAAGAAGAAAGAAAGGGCAUUAUUCUGUCAAGAAAAGAAAGAAAUUCCUUUGUCAAAGUGACUUGUACUGGCAGAGCUCCAUGCUGGUGUCCAGAUUUUGAACAAAGAAGUCACCAUCAAACCAAAACUUGCCAUAUCUAAUGUUAAAAACGAGUAUCAAGUACCAGCCUUGAUAUGAAAACAUUAACAAUUGCCUCGAAUCAUAAUUAUGAAAGCUUUCAGUCGAUUUGUUGUCUUGCCCCUCGGCACAUUUUGUGGUUUUUCCAUUUUGCCUUUGCCUUUGGCAACUUUGCUCAUUAUUGUGUCAUCCUCCUCAAUGCCCCUCUGAGAAUUUGAGAUUAAAAAAUGUGCCUGCAAUGGGUUAAUUUUCCGGGAAAUCUUGAUCCAUCGUCAAUGAUGCCAGGAGGUCCCUAUUGGGUUAUGGUUUCAGGAGGUGAGAUAAUGUCCUGGUGUGGUGCAGGUUGUUUGUGAACCUUUAUGAGCUAAAAUCUUGCAUUUGAUUUUGUGAGGAAUACAACCACUUUGAGCAAAUAUUAUGGGGUAUAUAGAUUUGACUGAUUUUUGUCAAUUUUGUCAGAACAUUCCAGGAAUAAUGACAAAGGAAAAUAUGUUGUGAAAUUUUGAUAUUUAUUUUGAUAUUUGUCCUAGGGUGUCCAUUUAUGCACUAUGGCCCGCAUAUUUUUAGGUACUCCAACUUUAGAUGCUGAUAUCUAGACAACCAAUCAGAAUAUCAAAAAAGUCUGACACACUUUCAUUGAUUGAUGCCAUGUAAAUAAGACUGUGCAGCCAUUUUGCUUGUGCUACAGCAUCCAAUACCCGAUAAAUUCAAUAGAAGAACCUGCGGUCAUUUCAUGCCUUACCAGCUCCUGACACUUCUGUAAAAGAAAAUUCGCUUUAAUUAUAUUUUUAUCAUAAUCUGCAAUUAAUAAGCUUUCUCCUGAUGUAUAGAGCCAGUUUGGCUAUAUUUUUCAUCAUUCCUUUUUUGUUAUGUAUUGCGUUUUGAACACGUAGCUUUAAAUACUUUAGGAGUGUUUUAUUACCAUACAUAAGCUUGCUAUCUAAAUGAGUGAGAAAACCUUCGAAACUCAGACUGUCCAUUUCAUAUAUAAUAUCUAACUGAAAUAGCAAUUAACUUUUAAGUUGAAGAGGACUUCUAAACAGAGAACUGCACCUAGCCCAACUGUAGUAAACUGAGUUAAAAAGUGAUAAUAUGCAAAAGAAGCUGGCUUUACAAGAAGACUGCAAAACUGUGUGGUGUGAGAAAUGUAUAAAAAAAGAUGUAACUGACAAAGAAAAACAUAACAAACUUACCAAAAAACAUGAACAAGAAGCUAUAAAAAAUUAAUGUAUAAAAAAAGUAAAUGCAACACAAUGCAAAACAAAUAAUAAACGAGUGAUUUAGAUCUCAUACUUAGUAUUCGACAGCUGUGACUGGCAUAUUUCAAAGAUGUGUGCCCCUUUUCAAUGGUCAUUGGGACCCUUACCUCAGGCAUUUAUAUUCCUUCACUCCUGUUGAUGUUGUUUUUGAUGAUGUAGCCUUCAGUGAAUCACCUCUUUUUACCUGGCGUGGGUAAUAUUGGCUAUCAUAAUCAGUCCAUCUUGGUUACUGCAAAGCAAAUGGUUUCUGGUGUUGUGAGUGUGAUACAAAAUGGCUGAGGUCUGUGUCUUAGCUAGUCAGAUGUCUUUUACGCUGAUUGAUUUUGUCAGGCAUAUGUGCUCCAGUCUUGCAAAUGUUAACCUUGCAGCAUUCACAAGAAUCUUGUAGUGCUGAGUCAAUCUCUUUAUGUUGAUGUUGGCUUAGUCUCUGAAUAGUGAAAGCAUGUAUGCCUUAUUACUACAGGUAGGGGUCAUGUUGUUUGAAUAGCCCCUGGAAUAUUUAAAGCUGCAGUGGAUUUGAACUCAGUGGUGGGCCUAGGGGUGUCUGUGUCUUCAGUUAAUGUGAAAUGCCUUGGUAGUGAGAGGACAGUGGCUAUAGUUUCAAAGAUUGUGUGAUCUUGUUCCCUAUAAUUUGCUAGCUGCUGAUGGUAAAUAUCAUGUGUGUUGGGUAACUCAGCAUAAAAUAUUACAUAUGAAAGGAUACAAGAUAAUGGCUGAAUAGAUAGAUUAAUUACAUGCAAAAGUGUUGAUAAAAGUACACAAUCAGGCUUUAAGGUGCACGAGUCUUGUGGUUCUUUGGUAAAAACAGUAGAUUUUAGUAAGUUGUUUAUGUUGAGGUUUGGUCCCCUAAUUACAUAUGCAAGGUAAAAGAGGAGAUCUUUGUAAAACCUCUCCUAUCAAAAUCAACAGUGAUGUUGCCAUGCAACAGCAAACUGCUGAAGGAAAUGUCAUUGAAAUGUGCUAAUCACAAUUGCUAGAUAUAGCCAAUCUGAGUGGAGCAUGGUGCUUCAUAUGGUAAUAUAACCAGUAAACCCACCUCAAGAGGACAAGCAGUAAUGCAGUUAAAGCACUAUGAUCCAUUAAGGGUAUCUCAGUCACUGCAUCUCAAAGAAGUUUGGAGAAGUGGGAGAGACCUGACUCAAGCAUUUUUUAUAUAGUAUUUUCUUGAUUAAACAUCAGGGCCCCUGAUACUUUUAGUGGUUCCCAUGUGGCAUUUUAUUUAGGGGCAGCAUUUAUCCAUGUGUAGCUUUUACUCCAAAAUCAGACUGAUAUGCCUUUUCACCAUUAACUUCAAUAGCAACAGAUCAUGGACUCUUCCUUUUGAAAACCAGAAGAACAUAUCAAGAAUUAGUUUGUCUCCAGAUGGCAGGACAAUUAUUGCAGUUGAUGAAGGUUUGUACAUGUACAAUAUAUAGAGAGUAUACAGCUCUAAAUUAUGGCCUUUCCAAACAAGGUUUCCCCCCCCCCCCCUCUCUUCUCUGUUUUGAUUUAAAUGUAGUACUUUGUUGCUGUUAUGAACUAAGUCCUUAUCUCAAAACUAAGUUUCAUGGUGGUUGUAAAUAUAUCUUGACAUGUAUAGCUGCUGGUCAGUUAAAUGCUCUUUUGAAAGACUUUUUCCACAAGGCAAGGCUUUAAUUAUAACCCAUUUGAAACAUGACAUCUGCAAAAAUGACAAUGAGGGUUUCUAUAUUUAAUUACAGAUGGACGGUGUCUUCUAGCAAAUAUGAAAUCAAAGACUGUUCUUCAUCGUUGCAAUUUCAAAAAGCCUGUUUUUGAUCUGAAGUUCAGUCCAUGUGGAAGGUGAGUACUAGGCUUGCAGAGGGAGCUAAUGGGGUGUAUGUUUGACGGAAUUUUUAUUCUGUAAUACAAACUAUGUGUUGUAUAUAUUUUUGCACUAGUGUGGUUCUUACUAUGCCUGAAAACUGGCCAAAAUCCACCAACCCUAAGAAACAGGCAAGUGGUGUCUAAAGGUAUCAGAAAUUCUGCCUUCACUGGCUCAUUGGACCACCAUGUGUGUUCACAAUUAAAAUCAUUCAUGUAGAUGCCUAUGGUAGUGGUUGUCUUCUUAGAUACAACUUUCUUCAGUUGUAUCAUACUCUUGGUUGUCAUUUUGUAAAAUUUAAGGGAAAGUUACUCGAGGAAGCUGUUGAGGGUCUUGGUCUCUUCAAGUUUUUAUUUUUUCAUAUAAAAUUGUAUGACUCUCCCUGACUGUCACAGUUUGUUCAAUAAUGGGUUGACCAAUAACACCAAAGUAGUGCAUGAUCAUAUAAUUAAAUAAAAACAUGAAUGAAGCCUUUAAGACUCAAGUAGCUCCUGUUUGUGAACCAUCACACUUUGCGGGGUUGGAUAUGGAGCUGUCCAUGAAUUUUGUGUGGUAAAGUGAAGUGGUACCUGGACUACACUUGAAUAAUUCAAGAUGGAUGUGUACAGUUAUUGGUGGUUUAAGUGAUUAUUAGCUCUUACAGAAUCUGAUUGAUAUGUCACCCUUCAAUCAAUCAUUGCAAAAAGACUAAAAAGGAAAUCUAGUCUUUACAAAUUGGUGGUGGAUCUUUUUUUUCUAGGUUUAUUGCAGUAACACAUGGGAAGCAUAUUAAAGUGUGGCAUGCUCCAGACCAAAGUAAAGAGUUUGCACCCUUCUCUAUCCAUCAAACCUACACAGGGCUUUAUGAUGAUGCUGUUUGUAUUGACUGGGCAUCAGACUCAAGGUACUGUCACUAGUUUCAGGUCUAUUUGCAAAUAAUAGUUCUUUUGAUGAGUGUAUUUAUUUAUAAUUUAAAGACAUUCAGGUAUUACAAUUCUAUCCAGUCACCAGUUACUGACCUCAGUAACAGUGCUAACUUUCCUAAGUUAUGAAAGAAAAGCAGUUACUUUUGUUCCAAAGAAAUGUUACACUUUGAUAACUGGAAGUGAAUUUUGAACAGUGGUGACAGCCAAAAGUCAAAAGUAGUUCAGUACCUAUAUUACUGUACAUGUGUCAAUCACAUGGGAGUGUAGUUUUUGGAAUUGAUCGAUACAAAUCAUGGGGUAGACAUUUUCAAUUUUCCCUUUUUUUUUCUUAUUUUCCUUUUUAUUUAUUUGUUUUUUGUUUAUUCACUUGUAGACUUCAGGGGUGAAUGUCACAAACAUUACUGUUAGACAUCACACUGCAUUUCAUUUGUCAGACUUUAUGUUUCAUAGCCCCGAACAUCUACAUAUUUAGAGCCAGUCAAAAUCUCCUGAUGGCACUUACUUUUUGGGGUUCCAAGUAAGAAUUUCAGCUAAAAUGCAUUAGAAAAGUACUUCUAAAAUGACUUAGACAGUAGAAAAAGAAGAAGUUGUUUGUAAUUCUUUGUCUAUGUUAAUUAUUGAAUUAAUUAUUGUUUUAUGAAGUGUUCAGUUAAUUUUUACCAUUCUAGGUUCAGGUUCCUGAAGAGUAAAUUAUUAGCUAAAAGCUGUAAAGUUUUUAAUUAAUUUGCCACAAACAGCUCUUUAAUCAGAUCAAAAACAGGCUUUUUGAAAUUGCAACGAUGAAGAACAUUCUUUGAUUUCAAAUUUGCUAGAAGACACCUUCCAUCUAUAAUUAAAUAUAGAAACCCUCAUUGUCACUUUUGCAGAUGUCAUGUUUCAAAUGGGUUAUAAUUAGAGCCUUGCCUUGUUAGCCCUUCGUCAGAGUUGAGAAGCGAUUGUAUCAAUUAAGUUUUCAUUUUGUUGAUAGGUUUUUUGUGGUUGGCAGUAGAGACAUGACAGGUCGCAUCUUUUCAUUAUUCCCUGUGAAGAAUUUUGUUCCAGUGACCCUGUCAGGACACAGAAAUACUGUAAUAGGCUGUUAUUUUGAGGACAAAUCAUUAAAUGUAUCCUUUCUACCUACUCCACUACAGAAUUUAUGUUUGGAAAAAUACACAGUAAUAUACUCUAAAAAGUGCAUUAGAUGAAUGAAUUUAAGGUGUUUGGCAAUAUCCAGUGCCAACCUUUGUGUAGCAUGGCCCUGACUUAAUCUAAAGGAAACAGACAGUUGAAAAUGUAAUUUUUUCUUGGGUGUAUUUCGCAAUUUGAUAGGUGUGCAAAAACUGAUGGAGUACCCUUAGAGUUCUUGGCAAUAAGUGAUUCACAAAAGAUGAAAUAUGCUUUUAAUGAUUAUCUUUAUUUUUAUCAAAAUUAAAAUACUUUUUAAAAAAAAUUUGGAUGAAUAGUGUCAUAGGUUUAGCUUUCUCGUAGCAUGUUUCACCCACUGGUACCCCCUGUAAAUGAAAAGGCUCAAGGGGAAUCAGUGGAGGCAAGGAGAAGAAUGAAACAAGUUUUGUUGAGAGAGAGGGUGGAGCUUUGUUUGACAUGAAUGGAUUAUCAAGUGUUUAUUUGCCCCUUGAGAUGCUUUCCUGGUGAUGCUGAGAGCAAAACCAGAGAAAAACCAGUGGUUUCAAGUAUAAAAGAAAUGUUUUGUCUAACCAUUUCUCAUGCUCAAGCCCUUGUGGUCUUUUUUCUUAAGUUUCCUUAUAAUUUGUGAAAUUCAUCAGAUGAAACAACAGUGAGGUAGAAUAAACUAGAGAAAUCCUUUAUGGAAAUAUUCCUGACAACAUUUUUUAAAGAUAACUUGUCAAAAUCAAGAAACUUGCUUACUUUUGGUUCUGAAUACUCUCCAUGGCUCUCCAUGUCUCUCCAUGUGCCUGUGAGUGGUUAAAGUAUAUUAGGGAAUAUGAUAUUUAAAGGUUGGUACUUGACAUGAUUAAACAAGACAUACACAGUGAGUCGUGAUGGGGCCCUAUUAUGUUGGAAGUGCCAGGGAAGCCUCAAGGAUUCACAAGUUUCUUCCAGUGAAACAGAUUCCAAACAAGGUAACAACUAGUCUAUCCCUAUUUCUAGUUGUUAUUAAGCAGUAUGGUAAUCCUGACACCUUUAAAAGGAAACUUGAGAAACUUUCAGUAAAUGUUUCAUUGGGGAAGUCAACCUUAAAAAAGCGCUUGGCUUGAUUUUGAACCAUGUUGGGGUCCUGUGGGAAUUUGUUGCACUGAUUGGUAAAUUUGAAACAGCCUGCGUGCUUCAAAUUCCUACAGAAAGCUAUGUUCAUGAUUUCAGCAUCAAUUUUAUUGGAAAAUGUUGAAGGGAUGGAGCUCAAAUUCAGGGAAGAGAUAGACCAACAUCUCAUUGAUCAACAGUCAUUGCCACAUAGUAGAGAAUUUCAGUAGUUUGGCAUUGAUUCCAGUUUGAAGUGGAGGAGGUCCUUGCUGAUGGUCAUCCUCGAGGAUGGUCCUUGCUGAUGGUCUCCCAUGUCUCUCUUAAUGGCCUCUGGCCAGAAGUAAUUUUGUAAGAACUUCAAAUGGCUCAUGAAGGCUUAAAAAUAUAACACAUGAGUUGAUUAACAUUUGUUUUAACUUUAUUAAGGUAUUCAGACCGAGAUGUAAUUUAGAUAUGCAAUCCUCAGGGCUUUAUUUAUAGCCCUCAGACAUUUUGUUUGUCUCAACAAUUUUUAACUACAAACAUAUAGUAUGGUCUGCCUGUGGGGACAUUGAAAAUCCAUGUACUUCUCAUAAAGAGUAGGGAACUAAGCUCCUGGUGUUGUGGUCUGGCCCUGUUUCCCACAAUUCCUAAAUUGGGGGCACCUUCAAAAUUCCCUUUUAAAAAAAAGAUGUAAACUGCUCAAUGAAUUUUGGCUUCAGUCCCUUGAAAAGUACUGUAAAGCGCAUUAGAACAUGUUCAUAUAGAGAAUGCACUAUACAAACUCAUUAUUUUCAGAGAUAACAAUUAAUCUGUUUAAUUUUGAAUUUUUAUCUCGAUCCAAAAUUAAUCACAUACACAUGAGUGUGGUGAUAUUUUCACACUUGAAGGUCAUAAUUACUUUUCAUCAUAAUGUUUGUUUAUCUCAUCAGUGUUUUCUUAUCCUAUGCAAUUCAAAUGUUAAGCUAUUAUAGGGUGCUCUAGUUAGGUGACUAGACUCAUAUUUUUUGAUCAACCAUCAUAUCAUCAAUCUAAUUAGUGUUUAUGAUUAUAUAACUUAGCAGAUGAUACAUAGUUUUCCCUCUGUUUUUGCAGUUGAUGAAAUUUCUCUUCACUGGAAGAAGAAGGCUAAGUAAGUAAGAACCCACAUUAAAUAACUAUUUCCUCUUUUUUAAGUACAAUGCAAAUUUGGAGAUCAACUGUGUGUCUUUACCCUCACAUAUUUAGGAUCUGUGGUUAGUGGGUUUGUUUGUUAACUUUGUGGGUUCAUUUGGUCUCUAAGAAACCUUCAGCCACAUGGUCUUAAAGAAGGGUGCUAAAUUACAUGUAUUUAUUUUUGCUAAGCAUAGCUGGCCCCUAUCAUGAAAGUGAUUAUUUAAAGGCAGAAUUAUACUCCUAAUUUUGUGUAAAUGCCUAAUGGGAAAAUCAAAUGCCUCAGCCAACCUUAAAAGAUUGAAAGUAAGCUCAGUGUUCUCUAGGUGAAAAGCAAUUUACUGUCAUGUAAGUGAAUACCAAUUUUCUAAUCUUGGGCAUACAGAGUCAUCAGAUCCUCCAAAGAGGUCAAAAAUCAGUUUUUUUUUUUUUCAGGUGUUGUGUUCUCAGUUUUUUUUUUGGUUACACUUGAAUAGUCUCUGAGAGGCUUGAUGGGUAACACGCGAGACAAAUUGCUAUAGUCUAACAUAUUGUGGUACAAUGUGUGACCAUUGCCCAUUGUACUGUAAGGGAGUUAACCUCCUGUUUCCCUCUCUCAAAUUACUUUUUAGUUUUCUCUGGACUUCCUUUUUCUUCAGAGUGAGUUUUGUGUAGAGUUCAACAUUGUAUAAAGGGGAGGAGCUGUUUCUAAAUUAAAUGAGAACUUUUUUAAUCAAAUGAAAGGACUUUGUCAACAACCUUAUUACUAUCAAAGUUCCAGAUACCUUUGUUAUUUAUUUCUUGAAACCACACCAUUAGAAGGGGUUUAGUUUCUGUGUAGGGAAGAAGUGUUUUAGCAAUCAUACUCUGCUAUUUUGCCUCAUACAUGCCUUUGAAAACCUCUGUUUUCUACUUUUAGAUCAUAUUGAGCAAUUUCUUUGCUCCUAGGGAAUUAGAAUACAAUACAUGUUAUGUUUAUAGAUAGGUGGGCCUUCCUUAGUAGGGAUAAAAUGAUAAGCUUAAUAUGUAAAAUGUACUUCAUUGCAUUAUUUUAUUGAUUAUAGGCACUACUACAAUCAAGGCAGCUCUGCUGAACUGACAACAACUGCAUUUCACAAGGCCUCCCAGCUCCUAAUAACUGGAUUUCACACUGGCCUGUUCACACUGCAUGAAUUACCAGACUUCAUUCUUAUCCACACCCUAAGGUAUCAUGUUUCAUAUAUUUAGCUAAUGAAAUUUGUAUGCAGCCAAUGAAUUUAUUGAAAGUCUGGUUCAGUUGUGUUUUAUUUUCAUAACACAUUUGAAUUAUGAAUUAGGCAUUAAAUAGUGUUUUGUGCAAGUCUGUCUGGAAAUUUUCAUUGUGAGGUGUUAAGGCUUUAGUAGUUCUGCCACCAGUGUAAGCGUCUUUUACCAUCUCUAGAUUAACACAGUCAUCUUUCCAAGAAAAGAUGACUUUUUCAAGGUGGAAAACUUUCCUUAAUCAUGAAAGUGAGGAUUUUCUCUGUUUAAUGUCACCAACUUAUUUUCACAGCAUUUCACAACAGGCUAUUGAAACAGUGGCUGUCAAUAGUAGUGGUGAAUGGCUUGCCUUUGGAUGUAGUAACAUGGGUCAGUUGUUGGUUUGGGAAUGGCAAAGUGAAACAUACAUACUAAAACAGCAAGGUCACUACCAUAAUAUGAACACCAUGUGUUACUCUCAAGAUGGACACUUUGUUGCAACUGGAGGUGAUGAUGGCAAGGUUGGUCCUUUCCUUUUUCAAUCAUUUUAAAUUUAUGUAGUACAAGCUGAGAAUUUAGAUUGGUUAUCUGUGCUUCUGCCUGGAAGUAUAGGGCAUCAACCUGAGGGUUCCAUUCAUAGGCAGUUAUAUACAGUUGAUGAUUUUCUCAGGCUUCUGGAGUGUACAUGUAUGCCCUUCCAUUUCCAUUUUCUUCACUUAAUGCUUUUGUCUAUAUAGCUUUGUUGUGUCCUUUCCCAUAGGUCUUCAUUUGGAAUGACCUCUGGCCAUUGAAUUUUCAGAAUCUUUCAUAAACACUUAUCAGAUACUUAUCUGAAAUUUCUUGGUCAGUAGUUUUGCCUGUCUCCACUUGUCCAAGCAUUGUAAAGGACAGGUCUUUAUUGAAAAUACUGAGCUUUGUUCAAAAUCUGAUGACUUGCACAAGCAAUGUGAAUUGCAGUUGUGCUCUCCUUCUUUUGAUGGAUGUGUCCUUGUCAGUUCCAUCAGUUUCUCAGAUGACAGCCCCAAAUAUGUGAACUUGGACCGUCUGUCAACAGCUUUCCCAUGAUGUUCCAAAGAUUCCUGUUGUCUUGCACCCAGUUCCAUCUCCAUUUUAUUCCGGGUGUUGAUUUUGAGCCCCACCUGUUCUCCAGUCUUCUGUAAUCUUUCUUUUUUCACUUUAGAGCAUUCUGCUGGUGUGUUAGCAAGGAUAAUUGGUAGAAUCCUAGACUUCCAGGGGUUGGGUCAAUGUCCACUGGAGUUCCUUUAUUUUGAAUUCAUAACACCUCUUUACUGUCCAGUGGUUUGAUUGAGUACUUGUGGACCUGGUAUCAUGAAAUGCUAAGAAAAUCAAAUCACAUGAAAUUUGUCACUGUUUCUUUUGCUAUCAGGCUAGGCUGUCUGUAAGUUUGUUCUUACUACUCUUAACUGGCUCUCAGCUAGAGGCAUAUUCAGACCCUCGCUUUAUGUCAGAUCAUGUCUCCGGCCUGUAAACAGUGGUAGUGUUUCCAUAGGUUUUUAAUCAUUUGUUUGUUUCCAAUUUUAGGUUAAAUUGUGGAACAUGAUGUCAGGUUUCUGUUUUGUAACAUUUAACGAACACAGCUGUGCUGUUACAGGUGUUGUAUUUACACCUAGUAGUCAAGUACUGUUUAGUUGCUCCUUGGAUGGCACUGUCAGAGCAUUUGAUCUCAAUAGGUACACUUUAAAUCACUCUUUAUGAUAAUUUUUUUGGACACAAUUUGUUAAAAGUUAAAUGCAAGGGAAAUACAUGUUUAAGAUGUGUAUACAUUUACAUUGUAAAAUAUGAUUGUAUAAUUCAUCAGUAAUUGUACACCAGAGAUGUCAGUUUCACAGGGUUGUAAGCUGGAAAAGCAACUUCCCUCUCAACCAGGCCUGAUAAUGCCAGGUUCCCUCCACAUUCAUGAUUUGAUUUUGACCCCUCCUCCUCUUCAAUCUUUAGAGGUACAUACAAGAGUUUAUUUUACCUUUUUUGUCCUGUCUCAUUGAUGACAUGGUUACCUACUCAGCCAUCAAUAGUUCCUUUGUUAUUGGUACUGUCACUUUCAAACAAAAUCAAAUGCUUCUAAUAUAAUCACAGUGACUUUUUCUUUCACAAAAGCUAACUAUACAUCCCCCUUUAUUUAUGAAGAGGCUACAACAAUUUGGUGUUGAAUCAAACAAAUGUAUAAUAUACAAUUGAUCUUAGGAAAACAACCAAGUUAUGUAAUCUAGUAAAUUAUGAAGGGUUGACCACACAUACACAUUCAUUGCCAAAUUGUUAACUCUUUUCCUUCUUCCUCUGGCGUUGUUUCUCUUAACUCUCCACUGGUGUUUGAAAACAUUUAGAUUUUAAUGCAAUUCUGUCUACCGUCCAGACUUAAACACCUACAAAUGCAGAUGGAAGGAAAUGAACAUUGCCUUUUUUUUCAUUGUCAAAAUUAAGCCUCAUUUUCAUUUGUCUACACAAGAAAUGGAACCAACAUUGAUAUUUUCCAGAACAGUAAAUUAUUUUGAAAGGAACUAUUUUCAUGGGCCUUUUCAGGCAUUUCAUUGUGGAUGAUAAGCAAUGUAAAUAAAUAAAAAAGGGAGUAUUUUCAAACAAAAAUGCACAAGUGUGGAUGUGGCUCAACACCUAAUUUGAUGAAUGUGUUGGAAAAUUAUGACAAGAUUUUUUCUAAGAGAGGAAACAUUCAUUUUUCCUUCCAGAUACCGAAACUUCCGUACAUUUACUUCACCCCAAGCAGUUCAAUUUUCAUGUGUGACUGUUGACAGUAGUGGGGAAGUUGUCUGUGCUGGAUCUCUUGACACAUUUGAGAUUUUUGUUUGGAGUGUUAAGACUGCACGUCUUACUGAGGUAUGUUACUGGCUAAUCAAUGUACAAAUGAUAUAAGUUAAGAGGUCUGAUGUCAUUAAAAAUGAGCAUACUAUUAGAUAUUAUGAUUUUGAGUCCUAUUUUAAAAGACAUGAUGUGUUUGUUGUUUUCCACACUCUGAAUAGGAAUAACAUGCACUCUGAAUUGAUCGAACUUAUUUUCACAAGGCUGGAGGUUUGAAACUUAACAUGGUAUUUGACAUGAGGACACAUCUCUAAAUUGAAGUGGUAGAAAAGUGAAAUGUUGCAAGUGUUUUAGUUCUUUGUGUUUCCUCUUAAAUGUAGUCAUGUUUAACAAUGUAAAUUGGUUAUACCUUGAAAGGUGCUUUCUGGACAUGAGGGACCUAUUUCUGGACUAGUAUUCAGCCCAUUGCAACCACUACUUAUAUCAGGAUCCUGGGACAAAACCGUUAGGCUCUGGAAUAUGUUUGAUAGUAAACUUUCAUGGGAAACCCUUAGUGUGGAAUCUGAUGGUUAGUAAUAAAUUAGUAAGUACUAAAAAACUAUGAUUUUCACAGAUUUACGUGUGUGUUAGUUGUUGGGCAAUUUAGAGUCACUGUGACAAGUAUUCAAACCAUAUUUACCUGACAUGAUUAGAAAACUCCACCUUAGGUUACUUGAACAAAUCAGGGCAAAAAAAUUAAUGUAAUUAUCCAAAGAAGAAGUUCUAUGUGAAUCAUCUUCUAGAAAAACUGUGGAAAAGAAGAGUUUUCCAAUCAACUAUACAUCAUGCAAAAGAAUGCUUCAAUUUUUACAGAGGAAAGAGUUUUUUUUUCACUUCUAGUCAGUGUUGGGCUUAUAAUUAGGAGCUGUCUAUUUGGUCUUGUAAACAGUUUCAUCAGUGUGUGUGAGUCCUGAUGGCACUCAGGUGGCUGUUGCAUCGUUGGAUUGCCGCAUCACAUUUUUUGACAUAAGAGCGGGAGUUGAAGUAGGAACAGUAGAAGGGCGUAGGGACCUUGCCCUCGGAAGAAAACCUUCAGAUAAGAUUACAGCAAAAUCAAUGGCCUCUUCAAAGUAAUAAGCACUGAACAGUUUGUAUUAUUUUUUAUUCAAGACUGUGUGUAUUUCUUCUUGUAAUGAUUCUGCAAAAGGUUGAAAUAUCAGUGAAGCAGGUUUUCAGUGCCUGAAGUCUCUUUGAAUAUCAGUGUUAAUCAAGGGUUAAACCAGGGAGAAUGAAUAUUGCCAGAAUAGAAGACGUUAAAGAAAAAAACAAUAGCAAUUGCAAAAUGUGAUUGAAUCUUUGGGAUCUGCUUCAACUCAGUUGAUAAAUUAUUAUAAGUAAUUUUGAGUGCAAUUAGUUGUUAAUAGGCAUAAGUAAGUUUUUCAAAGACAACAAAAUUGCAUGAGCCCGGAGGGUGAGUGAAAUUUUUAGUCUUUGAAAAAUUUACAAGUGCUUAUUGCACCAAAUUGCAAGAUAAAUCAUGUUAUUACUUGCUAAUAAUGUACAAGAAAAACACAUUACAGCAAGGCAAGACAGACAAAAUUUUGAAAGCAUGUGCAUGCUAUUUAUAAUUUGCACGUGUUACAACUUUGCACUUGUGUUACAUGAGAAUGCACUUGUUUUCAGCCAAUAAGAAGCAUAUAAUUUUUUCAUUUACAUUAUUAUAGAUAAAACCACUCCAGUAUGUAAUAUUAGCAUAAAAAAUUGGUGCCAAAAUUUUUGUUUUGUGGGAAGUUUGUCUGUAAAAAGAAAUCAAAUAGCUGCCUGAAAAGAAAAUGGUGGGGAAUUCACAACACCAAGCAGUGUUCUUAAAAAUAUUAACUUCAGUGUUAAAACAAGAAAACUAUGACUUGGAUUGAUUAGAAACUUCAUGUUGAUGUGCUUGCAUACACAGCUUAAGCAUAGAAUGCAUAGAAUAAUGUAGUCAGUAGAAUAGUUAUGCUGAAGAAUAUAGAGGCAUUAACAUCUGGGAGAUGUAAGUUUUAAACCACACAGUAUGAUGAAGUCAUUUGUGAAGUUGAGCAGUAUUUUAAUCAGUAAUUUCAUGGCCAUUCACACUAGAUACUUUACCAGUUUAAGCUACAGUGCUGAUGGAAAAUGUGUCCUAGCGGGUGGCAGAUCUAAGCGUGUCUGUCUAUAUCAUGUCAGUCAAAAGGUUAGUACAUGACUUGUAUAGCUUUUCCUUGAUGAUCAUUGCUUUAAUUUGCUUUUCACAUAUUUUGACAUCUUUGAAAAUAAUUUUUCAUAUUUUGGUUUGCUAUUUACAUAGCUGUUUUAAAUGAAUUGUUAAUAGUUUGGUCAAUUAGAGAUUAUUCUUCAGCUCAGGCUCACUGACACAUUUCUAUUUUUUAGAGUUAGAGAAAAAAUCUCAUUGAGCAUCGCUUUCAAAAACUAUGCAAAUUAAGACAGAUUCUUUUUGAACAAAUUUAUCAGAGCUGUAUUAAUGAUAAUUAUGCCAUAAAGAGACUUCUAGUAAAGUAGUUUCCAUUCUAGCAAACCUUUUUCAAAAAAUUAAUGAAUAGCUACAUAUAUGUUGAGAGUGAAGAAAUUUUGGUCAUUUGUAAACAGGAUUGUGACACUUGAUCAACUUUACUAGAAUAUGGGGAUGGUUUUGGGUCAUCAUACAUGACUUCACCUUUUUAUUCAGUUUGAAGGAUUAAACACUUUAAGGGUGAAACAUUUACAAUUCCAUACUUUACUUUGUAACAGAUGUUGAUAAAACAAUUUGACAUAUCUGGGAACCUCUCUUUGGAUGGCAUGAAGGUAAAAACUAAACCAUGUUAGAUUAAGAGCCAUGUUAUUCUCUAGCUAUGCAGAGGUUUUUAUUAGGUUUUAGAGCUGGGCCGGGUAUCUGUAUUUGGCACUCAGGCACAGCUUACCCAUGGCUUGAACAGCCUUGCCCCUGCUAAGUGGUGUGCAGGUGUGAUUCUCUUUAACUGCUCCACCCCCCUACAUGUUGAAGUUGAGUCUAACAUUCUUCAUUUUUCAAGGAUUUCUCGUUUCUCUAGAUGAUUGAAUCAUGAUUUUGGGCAUCAACCAAAAGAUAAAUUCGUUUUCUAAUGAAUAUUCAUAUAUUUUUUUACGAAAUCUUUUUAGUUCAUGUAUAUUUUAUUUUUGAGAGAAUGCAUGGGAAAAACAUGGGAUAGUUCCUUAAUAGUUUAUGUGGUUGCCAACUUUUAAGAAGCCAGUAGUCAUUGUGCUAUAGGGCUUGUGUAUAAGUAUUUUAACUUGUGAGUCUGUGACUUUUCAGAAUCUUUCAUAUUCCUGCUCAGUGCUUUUAGCUAAGGUGAAUGAAAAUGGAGAUUGCUUAAAACAAUAGGGUAAAAGACAGCGUGGAAAAAGUGUUUUCCCUCCCUAAUACCUCUUACUCAGACCUCUGAUCAGUUGAGCUGGUCUUGAGGUGACCAAUUCUUUUAAUGCUCUUUUAAAGACAGAGCCUAAAAUUGGCAUCCAAAAUCAUUUAGAAAUAUGCACAAGGCUAGAAACAAGUGGUGUAAAGCUUACUUCCAGUAAGCAAGCAAGUACAUUUUUGGGGUAUUAUGAAAUCAAUUUUGGCACAAAGUCUGAAAUUUUGAGGCGUGAAGCAUGGAUUGGUUAGGGAGUAAAUGGGCUGAACUUUGCCUCUACUGUUCUUGUAGUUAAAAGCAUUGAAAUGUCACAAGUUUGUCAUAAAUAAAAUGAAUAUUACUCUCUCCUACAAUCAACAUGAGUUUGUUGGAGAUAUCAAAUCGGAUUUGCUGCAUGUCUGUCUUUUCAGGAGUUUCUCCAUGGUGGUAACAUGACGGAAGCAGGACCCAUAGGCCUAAUUGAUGAUACAAGUGAUAAUGAUCUAACCCCAACUCUUCCGGGUGUUUUGAAAGGUAACUUUUCUAAAUGCGUAAGACCAGUAGUAGUUCAUGCCACGACCAUCAUCUCCAUGUGGGUUUCAGGCAAUUUGUUUUUCGUUAUCCAUACUGAUGAUGUACAUGACUAAUAAGGAACACGAGGUCCUUUGAUUUCUUGGGAUAUCAAAUUCAGAUGUCAAUGCAGUUUAAACAUAAGUUAGCGCGGAAUCAGAGGAAGGAAUAGAAACCAUACGCGGAUUUUACGAGGCCUUUUACAAGGGAGAAACCUCUAUGUCAAAAACAAGCUUCGAAGAGAACAUCAGACACUCCAAGUUGCUAUCCCUAUGACCUAGUUGAAAGAAUCCUCACAGAGGUUGAUUUCACUAAGAGGAAAACAACACUUCAGGAGAAAAACAAAGCGCGACUAACCACAUUUCAUUUUGUUGCACAAUUUAACCCACCCACCAACACACUUAUCUACACACUACGUAUAAUCUGUGUUGUUUGAAUGCAAAAAUAUGGUAUUGUAAACGCUAUUUCAAGGACAUAGCUUCCUAAUACAUACCUGAAACGAUGGUAAAUAAUUGUGACUUUUCUUUUCUAAUUAAUGUUCUGCUGGAGUAACGCCUCAGCAGUUAGGCCUCGGAAUUUACAUCAAGAACUUGGUGUUUCACGCUACAUACUUGUUGAAGAGUUUUCAAUAAAGUUUCUGUCUUAUUUUCAGGUGAUAUGAGCUCUCGCAGGUUUCAGCCAGAGGUCAGAGUGAACUCACUGCAGUUUUCACCCACAGGUACUGUACCUGCACAUGUUGUUUUUUUGGUAUGCCUUUUACGUAGGAAUCGUGUUUGUAAUCUGAUUUGCAUAACCUGUCAGCGAGAAUUUAAGUCAUUGUGCAGAGUUAACAUGACUGCAUGUUGAUCAGUAUUUAUUUUAGAGUUACAUUCCGUAGACUAAAAAGCAGAGCUGAAUGGUACCAAAUACUCAACUCCAAAAUGUAAACCUACUAAUGUGGCAGAAAAAAGACACUGUUAGAUACCAUGUCGAACAUUGUCAGCAAGAAUAAUACCAAAGGCAUGCAUCGAGCAGUAACAAAAUUGCUUUGUGUGAGCCUGGACAGGGCAAUCACUGUGGGAUGCAGGGGAAGAAAAGUAACGUAGUUACCUUAUCAGUCAGCCUUUUGAAAUAAACAAAUGAUUAUAAAAAUCACAUCAAUAUGACCACCAUUGUGACGAUGUGAUAUGAAUAGGAUGAUCAUAUUAACGAGUUUUAAUUAUAUUUAGGUAAUGCUUUGAAGAAAAAUCCAAACCUUGACAUCUAUAAACUUGACAAAAUUUUGUUUCACUUGAACAGCAAGUGGCCAAAAAAUAUUUGUGGUCUGUCAGCAACACAAAUGGGUUGAAAACACCCUUUUUAUUUCUACCAAAUUACCAAACUGUAGUCUCCAUUCUUGCUGUACCACAAACUUAACUUUGCUCUCUCACAACGUCACUUCACACCUUUUUUCCCAAAUGCACCUGUUUUACGGCCCAACUUAUCAUAACCGUUGAUUUGUUUAUCAAGACUUACUGAAUUUUAUGCUUCCACCAUAUUUUCUCUGUUUGCAAUGUAGGCCAGUCGUGGGCUGCAGCUAGUUCUGAAGGGCUAGUGGUAUAUUCUCUAGAAUCUCAUGAUGUGUUUGAUCCAUUUCAACUCGAAUGCAAUGUCACCUCCGAGAGGAUCUGUCAAGCUAGUAGUAACAAAGAACAUACAAAGGCCUUAAUAUUGAGCCUGAGACUGAAUGAACCAGAACUCAUUUGUCAAGUUAUGGAGGCAGUUGAACCUUGUGACAGUAAGUUUUAAUGAUUUCAGUAUGGUGUCAUUCUUAUCCCCCAUAAGGUUGAUGAAAAAAGGAUAACUAGAUAGCAUUGAUUAGAAAUUCUCAAGACAAGAAAGUUUGUUAAGAUUUACUUUGUGGUUUCUUAAAGUUAGUUGCACCCUGUGAGUUCUUUAGUAUUACUAGUAGGUACGUGUUGAUGACAACUUUGUUUAUUUUAAUAAAAUAUGUGCUUAUUGUUCAUCGUGGUGUAAGAUAGGAGAUGAACUUUGUUCGUUUGUCUCACGAUAGGGUCACUUAUGAUGUAGAUCGCGACGUUUCAACCGCAAUACAGCUAGUCUUCAUCAGGCUGUAUUGCAGUCGAAACGUCGCGAUCUACAUCAUAAGUGACUAUCGUGAGACAAACGAACAAAAUUCAUCUCCUAACUUCGUUUAUCUUUGUUCAACAUAUAGUUCCACUGGUAACACAUUCCCUAAAGGAGCCCUUUAUCGAACGACUGAUGCAGUUUAUUGUUUUGCAAUUGGAGGAGUCGCGCCACCUUCACUUCUAUCUUUUAUGGUGUCAUUAUAUGUUAACUGUACACGGGCAACAACUGAAAUCACAGACUAGUGGACAAUCUGUUUUGUUGCGCAGCCUACAAAAGAGUCUCGUGAGACAACAACAAGACCUUAACAGGAUGUAAGUAUCUUAAGCUCUCCUACUUAACAACUUUGACUAAUUCUGUUGUUUUGCCUAGUCCCGAGAAUUGCAAAGGCUUUUCUUUUCUUUAUUCACAUACUUAUGAUUUAACCGUGAUGCUUGCUCUAUCACUUUGUAGUUUUAGGAAAAAUUACAAUUUGUUCACAUUCGUUGUUCAUAACAUUUUUAGCGUACUGAAUCGCUUUGAUAGUUGGGAUAUAGAGACAGUCGUAAUCUUCUGUUGUUCUUUUAUUCUUUUUUUUAACACUUAGUUGGGGUUUUAAGACCAGUUUAACAAGAGUAUCAUCGAUAGCAACCAACCCUUUAUUAGGCCAACCUCUGGGCUGCCUCCUGGUCCUACCAUUGACGUAGAAUUAACGUUAAAAUUUAACAUUAAGCACAAAAAACGCAUUUUCAAUCAUAAUUGAAUUUUAAAUUUAUAGCGUUUUUUUUACCUUGUCCGGUGAAUAGAAAUGCAAAACAAAGGAAAAAAAAGAAAAGACUCUUUGAAAGAAAAUGCGAAGAAAAUGCGAAGUUCCAGUCCAGUCUUUGCAAAGUUUUUGUGCAUGUGUGUGUCUUCCAUUACUUCACAUAUUUUACUCUUAAGUCUCUACUCAUUUAUAAAAUGUUUCGAUGAGAUGUCUCAUAGAGAUGUCCGAUUUUCUCUUGCAGAUCAUCCAGUAACACUUACGCCCUCAGCUACAUAAAAGCCUUUGGCGACAUGCUAAAGUCUGAUAAUACCAUUGAUCGAACCCUGGAAGUACCUUUGAUCCUUGUGGGUAAUGAAGAGAAGAGACUGAACGAGAAUGAUCUUCAUCAAUCCUUCAAACACAAACCAUCUUAAAAUAAUAAAAAGCACACACCUUAAUUGCCUUUUUUUUGUUUGUUUUUUUUGUUAUUGUUCAUUUUUUGUUUUCCUCGUUUGUUUGUGUUUUUUUGUUGUUGUUGUUCUUGUGUGUGUCGGCGAUGCUGAACAAUAGAGCAUCAGAUAAUGUAUUUUAUUUGCUUUGAUUUCAUUCAUCGGUUGGUUUUUCCAAAACUUUUUAAGUUAGAAGUACUACCUUUGGAUAACGGCUCGGAGUCUUACCUCAAGAGACUAUCGGUUACCUUACGAAGGUCACUUAAACUCUGAUUUUUUAACCUUAGAUUGAAUACCAGCAACCAGAGAAAUUCGUUCAGUGUUAUCGACCUUGAUUCUCAUGUUCUUAGAUUCGUGUACUCAUUUCUAGGAAGUAUUAAAGGAAUCUCUCAAUUGAUGUAAACUCUAUAGGGUCCAAUAGUACCAGCCGGCUUCCAUGUGGAAUAUUUUCCUCUCAAUAACCAUUCUUUGAAACCAGUACUGAUCUUUUCGUUAUCGAUCGAAAGCUGUCCACCAAUAAAUGCUGCGACGUCACUCUUAUAUCGCUUUGGCGAUAUCGCGCU